AUGACGUAUAAUGAGCGAAUCGAAGCAAUACAUCACAAUUCUAGGUUCGUCCCCCAUCAACGACGACAGCUUAAGAGAAAGCUGCAAGAGCCAACGACUAAUGCACACGAAGUCGUCGUUGAUGGGGCACAAACCUCUAUCUCAAAAUUAUUCCGUUUACUCGUAAUAUUAAAAAUGUUUUGCGCUGCCUGCACGUACUACUUGACUCUCCCACUUGCUUUCACGACUGAACAGAAGCAGGCAGCCGUGGAAGUGCACAUGCUCUACUGCUGUCCAAGGGCACAUGAAUCGAUUUUAGAUGACAGGAGAGUCAAGCGCAACAGAUUAGAGCUGACAGAAACGGGUGAAAUGGCACAGCAUCUUCACUCUCCAGGUGAGAUAUUUUUCUAUUAA
Messenger RNA from Thelazia callipaeda (thelaziosis nematode), 393 nucleotides. NCBI's taxonomy places the organism in Eukaryota, Metazoa, Nematoda, Chromadorea, Rhabditida, Thelaziidae. The record is from the annotation of a GenBank genome assembly.